AUGUCCGCUUUCUCGCUACGCGCGUAUCGGGCGAGCCGAAGCUGUGUGUCAUGCGUGCGGAGUCAGCGCUUCUACUCGACCUCGCAGUCUGCCGCUUCUCCCACACCGUCCAAAGAGACGCAACGGGCACGGCUCCGAUUUGCGCCUUCUCCCACGGGUUAUCUUCACCUCGGUGGACUGCGCACUGCGCUCUUCAAUCACCUCUACGCACGUGCGCUCGGAGGCAAGUGGAUCCUGCGCAUCGAAGACACCGAUCAGACGCGGCUCGUUCCGGGCUCGGUCGCAGCGCUGCAAGAGACACUCGAGUGGGCCAAGCUCGACUACGACGAGGGGCCAACGGCGGGUGGCAGCCACGGGCCCUACGUACAGAGCGAACGUCUCGAUCUGUAUCGGCACUACGCCGAGAAGCUCAUCGCGGACGGUAAGGCGUAUCGCGACUUUCGUGCCGAGGCGGCUGCGUCGCCCGAUGCGGACGCGACGCGCACCAAGCACAUUCCGCUGCGCGACGACUACAUCGCGCCCACCGAGGCCGAGGCGAAGCAUCUCAUCUCGCUAGGCAAGCCGCACGUCGUGCGUCUGCGCGCUCCGACCGGCUCGCUGGAUCAUCACGACCUGGUGUACGGCGAGCUGCACUUCCCCGCCGACCCGCAACGCCACGGCACCGAGGACCCGAUUCUGCUCAAGUCCAACGGCUGGCCCACGUACCACCUGGCCAACGUGGUGGACGAUCACGAGAUGCGCAUCACACACGUGCUGCGCGGCGAGGAAUGGCUGCCCUCGCUGCCCAAGCAUCUGUGGCUGUACGAAGCGCUGGGCCUCACACCGCCGCAAUUCGCCCAUCUUCCGCUGCUCGUCAAUGCCGACGGCACCAAGCUCAGCAAGCGCACCGGCGACGUCCGCGUAGAGAGCUACCGCGACAAGGGCUUUGAGCCCGAGGCGCUCAACAAUUUCCUCGGCCUCAUGGGGUACAACAACCUCGCGUACCAUUCGGCCAAUCUCGGCGCGGGCGCCACCCACACCAAGGCCAAGGCGGAGGGCGAGCAGGACGCGACGGGCUACGACGUACUGACCAUGGCCGAGAUGGUGCGUGGUUUUGACAUUGCGCACGUCAACCGCAGUCGGGCUACCGUCGACCUUGCCAAGCUCUACUACCUCAAUGCGCGCCACUUGGCACUCAAGCUCGACGACAAGCAACCGGGUGGGGGUCGCGAUGAGAUCGUAGCCAAGGCGAGACCAAAGCUCGUCGAGGCGUUCCCGGAGGUUGCGGAGCGGCUGCAGGGCGAUUCAGAGCUCGUAGAGCAGGUGGUGGUGCUGGCAAAGGGCACGUCAGCAACGCUGUACGACGUGCCCGAGUCGGCAGCCCCGCUCUUCCGCCAGCCUGACUUUGGGCUGGCGGAAGUGCAGGAGUUGUUCGCACGCAACGCCAUGGUCAACCGCCACUUUGACGCCGCCGUGCGCGAGGCGCAGCGCCAAUUCGAAACGCUCAGCUCCUCGCACAGCUGGACGAGGGAGGGCAUUCACGACGUGAUUGCGCGCCUGCCAAAGCUGCUUUCGGACGCAGCCCCACCCAGCACCGACGCCAAGACUGCCAAAACCAAAGUCAAGAAGGCGGCCAUCUUGGCGCCUCUUCGCUUCGCCAUCAGCGCGAGGGAGCGAGGCCCACCGCUGGCCGACUUGUUCCUCUUCCUCGGCGCCGACGAGUCACUAAACCGCCUCCAAAACGCAAUCGCAGCUCUCGAGGUACACCAACUGCGCGCAUCAUCAUCACACUAA
Moesziomyces aphidis is the source of this 1773-nucleotide messenger RNA. NCBI's taxonomy places the organism in Eukaryota, Fungi, Basidiomycota, Ustilaginomycetes, Ustilaginales, Ustilaginaceae. The record is from the annotation of a GenBank genome assembly.